Messenger RNA from Arxiozyma heterogenica, 1026 nucleotides. Its product is annotated as aldo/keto reductase. The transcript has a single exon. The record is from RefSeq and is a predicted model, not a curated record. The coding region runs from base 1 to 1026 and encodes 341 amino acids. Lineage: Eukaryota; Fungi; Ascomycota; Saccharomycetes; Saccharomycetales; Saccharomycetaceae.
AUGAGCUUUAUUAAGCAAGUUCCUUUUGGUCGUACAGGUAUCAAAGUUUCACCAAUUAUUGUUGGAUGUAUGUCCUAUGGUUCAAAAAAAUAUCUUCCAUGGUGUCUUGAAGAUGAAGAUAAGAUUUUUGAAAUUUUAAAAUAUUGUUAUGAUCAUGGUAUUAGGACAUUUGAUACAGCCAAUUGUUAUUCUAACGGUAAAAGUGAAAGAAUUUUAGGUAAAUUUUUAAGGAAAUAUAAUAUUAAAAGGGAAACUGUGGUAAUAAUGACAAAAGUGUUUUUCCCUGUAGAUGAAAAUCUCGAACCUUUUAACCUUAUUGAUGAUAUAUCUGAUACACUUGUCGGGGUACAAGUGGCAAAUCAAAGAGGGUUAUCAAGAAAACAUAUUUUUGACAGUGUCAAGGCUUCAAUGGAAAGAUUGGGUACAUACAUAGAUGUCCUUCAAAUCCAUAGACUGGACCACGACACACCAUACAGAGAUAUUAUGAAAGCUCUGAAUGAUGUUGUUGAGGCAGGAUAUACACGUUACAUUGGUGCAUCGACCAUGAGAGCUACUGAAUUUGUUGAGUUACAAAUGUUAGCCGAUAAAUAUAACUGGUUCCAAUUUGCUAAUUUACAGACAGCUUAUAAUUUGUUAUACAGAGAAGAUGAAAGAGAAUUUGUUCCUUUUGUCAAAAAGCAUGGUAUUGCAAUGACACCAUGGUCUCCUAAUGCUAGAGGUUUAUUAACUAGGCCUGUUAAAGAGAUUAUAACAGAUAGAUACAAGUUAGAUAAAAAGAUUUUUCCUGUUGAUGAAGUCAAUAUAGAGAUUAUUAAAAGAGUCGAAGAAGUAGCUAAAAAACAUGAUGCUUCCAUGGCAAUGGUUUCACUAUCCUGGCUUUUAGGAAAAGGAUGCUAUCCCAUUGUAGGUUUAAAUUCUAUUGAAAGAGUAAGGGAAGCUAUUAAAGCUACUAAUUUACAAUUAACAGAAGAAGAAGUUAAAUAUUUGGAAGAACCAUAUCGUCCAAGAAAUAUUUUCUUUUUCUAA